Molecule: messenger RNA, 1590 nt
Organism: Trematomus bernacchii (emerald rockcod)
Lineage: Eukaryota; Metazoa; Chordata; Actinopteri; Perciformes; Nototheniidae
Product: cytochrome P450 1A1
Exons: 7
Coding region: 1-1590 (529 amino acids)
Biological process (GO): progesterone metabolic process; hormone biosynthetic process
Molecular function (GO): oxidoreductase activity, acting on paired donors, with incorporation or reduction of molecular oxygen, reduced flavin or flavoprotein as one donor, and incorporation of one atom of oxygen; heme binding; iron ion binding
Source: RefSeq, a predicted model, not a curated record
AUGAGACAGACGUUUGGGACGCCGCCCAUCAAAGAGAACCUUUGUGCCUCUCUGUCUAGUGUCACUGUUACUCUGUGUCUUAUCACUCUCCUCCUGAUGGCCAUCAGGGGCCGAAAGAGCCAUCACAAAUCCCAAUUGGACCACACAAAAUAUCUUCCUCUUCCUGGCCCUACACCAUGGCCCCUUGUUGGCAAUCUGCUACAGAUGGGGGACCAGAUUCAUCUUUCUCUAACCCACUUGAGGCUCCAGUACGGCGAUGUUUUCAAGAUGCGUCUGGGCUCUUUGACCGUUGUUGUCCUGAGUGGAUACAGCACCAUCAGACAGGCUCUGGUUCGGCAGGGAGAAGCUUUUGCCGGAAGGCCUGACCUGUUCACCUUUUCUGCCGUGGCCAACGGGACCAGCAUGACCUUCAGUGAGAAGUACGGACCGGCCUGGAUGCUCCAUAAGAAGCUGUGUAAGAACGCCCUCAGGUCUUUCUCCCAGGCUGAGCCCAGAGGGUCUGGGGCCAGCUGCCUGUUGGAGGAGCAGGUCUGUGCGGAGGCAGCUGAGAUGGUGAAGGUGAUUCGGGAACAGGCUGCUGCCAAAGGGGACCAAGAAAAGACGGGUAUAGAUCCGGUGAGGCCCCUGGUAACCUCAGUGGCAAAUGUUGUCUGUGCCCUCUGUUUUGGGAAAAGGUACGACUACAACGACAAGGAGUUCCUCACAAUGGUUCACAUCAACAACGAGGUCCUGAGGAUCUUUGCUGCGGGGAACCUGGCAGAUUUCUUCCCAGUAUUUCGCUACUUUCCUAGUCCAUCUCUUAGGAAGAUGGUCCAGCACAUUCGAAGGAUGAACGGAUUCAUGGAGCGGAGCAUUGAGGAACACAUCGACACCUUCGAUAAUAAGUAUAUCCGGGACAUUACAGAUUCUCUGAUUGAACUGUGUGAAGACAGAGAAGAAAAUACGGAUUCCUCUUUGCUCUCCAACUCUCAAAUCAUUCACACCGUCAUAGACAUCUUCGGAGCAGGAUUUGACACCAUCAUUGCGGGUUUACAGUGGAGCCUGUUGUACCUGAUUACGUUUCCAGACAUCCAAGACAGAGUACACCAGGAGAUAGACAACCACAUUGGCACAGCCAGACUGCCCAGGUUUUCAGAUAAGCCCAAUAUGCCUUUCACAGAGGCGUUCAUAUAUGAAGUGUAUCGCUAUGCUUCAUACGUCCCUUUCACAAUCCCUCACUGCACCACGAGAAACGUCAGUCUGAAUGGUUACUUCAUCCCCAAAGAUACAUGUGUCUUCAUUAACCAGUACCAAGUCAAUCAUGAUGUAGAUCUUUGGGCUGACCCGGACACAUUUCGCCCUGAUCGCUUCCUGGGUCCCUCGGGACUCCUCAACAAGGAGCUGACGGAGAAGGUUCUCAUCUUUGGGAUGGGGAAGAGACGCUGCCUCGGUGAUGGUUUUGCGCGUUUGGAGAUGUUUAUCUUUAUCACCACGCUGCUCCACGGGCUGCGGCUUGAAAAUGUUCCCGGACAGGAGCUGGAUCUCAGCACUGAUUUUGGACUGACUAUGAAGCCGCGUCCGUACAGGAUUACCAUCUCCUCAAGGUUUUAG